Molecule: messenger RNA, 2800 nt
Organism: Chenopodium quinoa (quinoa)
Lineage: Eukaryota; Viridiplantae; Streptophyta; Magnoliopsida; Caryophyllales; Amaranthaceae
Product: calcium-dependent protein kinase 33-like
Exons: 8
Coding region: 792-2387 (531 amino acids)
Biological process (GO): protein autophosphorylation; intracellular signal transduction; peptidyl-serine phosphorylation
Cellular component (GO): cytoplasm; nucleus
Molecular function (GO): calmodulin binding; ATP binding; calcium-dependent protein serine/threonine kinase activity
Source: RefSeq, a predicted model, not a curated record
UAUCCACUCGUGUAGUGACACAUGUCAUUUAGUAAAUAAAAAAAAAAUCAACGUAUAAGUUACCGAUCACAAGGGACCAGUAGAAGAGAAUGUCGUCUAAAGGUGGGACUAUUUGAUAAUAAUCAAAAGAGGAAUAUUUAACAACAAGCCGGUCAAAGUUGAGAUUAUUAAAAACAAAUUUUCCUAUAAUUAUACGCCAAAAAUCCGAAGUUUUAUAAAAUCAAAUCAAUUACUGUUAUACAAUUAGCCCGAUUUUUGCCGGCCCGAAUUUUUGCCAUUUUCAUACAGAUUACAGAUACAGCAGCAGGUACUUUCUUCCUUCCCUUUUCCCUCUCCUCAUCUACCAUUUUGACAGGCCUUUUAACUUGCUUGAAACUUUCAACUCUCCAUUAUUUCAACACAUGAUUCAGCUGACUAUUUCUCCUUCAAUCAUCUCUCCACCUUUUUCUUCAGUGUAUUUCUAUUAACACAAUAACCCUUGAUCUAUUAUUCCUUAAUUAAAAAAUUAAAAUAAAAUAAAAUAAAAAAAAAAACACAAACACUUUUUCGUAAUUUAGAGUUGAAAUUCUUAAAACCCUGUUCAAAUCACAAUCUGGGUAUUGUUCAUUUCCACCCUAAUUGCUGAAUUUAGUGCUGAAUUUCAUAAUAAACCCUGUUCAAAUCACCAAUUGGGGUUCUGGGUAUUGUUCAUUUUUCCCAGAUAGUUGAAUUCAGUGCUGAAAUUUGAUCCAAAUCUUCUGAUUUUUUUUAAUUUUUUACUUUUAUUGCAAGAUUGAAGGGGAUUUUAAGAAAUGGGUAUUUGUGCAAGCAAAAACAAAGAUCCAAAACAAGAGCAAAAUGGGUAUAGUAGAGGAGUAAAUGAGCAAAAUCAAUCAAAAACAUCAUCAGCUGGGCAAAAUCAGCAGUAUCCUCAGCAGCCGCCACCGGAGAGACCGGUUGCGCAACCGCCUGUUCGAGUCCCAAGCCCUGCUAAAUCAGCUGCAAGAACUGAUUCAAAUACAAUUGUUGGAAAACCCUUUGAAGAUGUGAAGAUGCACUAUACAAUGGGGAAAGAAUUGGGUAGAGGUCAAUUUGGUGUAACCUAUCUUUGUGUUGAUAAACAAACAGGUCAACAAUUAGCUUGUAAGUCAAUCUCAAAGAAAAAACUUGUGACAAGAGCUGAUAAAGAGGAUAUGAAAAGAGAGAUUCAGAUCAUGCAACAUUUGAGUGGUCAACCUAAUAUUGUUGAAUUUAAGGGAGCUUAUGAGGAUAAGACAUCUGUUAAUCUUGUCAUGGAAUUGUGUGCUGGUGGAGAGUUGUUUGACAGGAUCAUUGCUAAAGGGCAUUACAGUGAGAAAGCUGCUGCUACUAUUUUGAGGCAGAUUGUUAAUGUUGUUCAUGUUUGUCAUUUUAUGGGUGUGAUGCAUAGAGAUUUGAAGCCUGAGAAUUUCUUGCUUUCUAGUAAGGAUGAAAAUGCUGCUUUGAAAGCUACUGAUUUUGGGCUUUCUGUGUUUAUUGAAGAAGGUAAAGUCUAUCGAGAUAUAGUAGGUAGUGCUUACUACGUUGCUCCUGAGGUAUUGCGUCGUAGGUAUGGCAAGGAGAUUGACAUUUGGAGUGCUGGAGUUAUGUUGUACAUUUUACUCAGUGGUGUUCCACCCUUUUGGGCUGAAACAGAAAAAGGGAUAUUUGAUGCUAUCCUGCAAGGACAUAUUGAUUUUGAAUGUAAGCCAUGGCCAACAAUCUCUAAUGGCGCCAAGGACCUAGUAAAGAAGAUGUUGACAUCAGAUCCCAAAAAACGAAUCACUGCUGCUCAAGUUCUUGAUCAUCCAUGGCUCAAGGAUGGUGAGGCCUCAGACAAGCCUAUUGAUAGUGCUGUUCUCUCCAGGAUGAAGCAAUUUAGAGUCAUGAACAAGCUCAAGCAACUAGCACUGAAGGUCAUCGCUGAGAAUCUUCCUGCAGAAGAAAUCCAAGGGCUGAAACAGAUGUUUGCAAACAUGGACACUGAUGGAAGUGGGACAAUCACCUACGAAGAAUUGAAAGAGGGAUUGGCCCGUCUUGGAUCAAAGCUUACUGAAACUGAAGUGAAGGCACUCAUGGAAGCUGCUGAUCAAGAUGGAAGUGGAUCAAUUGAUUACAUCGAGUUUAUCACAGCCACAAUGCAUCGGUAUAGGCUUGAGAGAGAUGACCAACUUUACAAAGCAUUCCAGUUUUUUGACAAAGAUAAUAGUGGGUUCAUCACCACAGAUGAGCUAGAAGCAGCAAUGAGGGAGUAUGGGAUUGCUGAUGAGAACUGCAUCAAAGAUAUAUUGACGGAAGUCGACACUGACAAUGAUGGAAGAAUAAACUUUGAUGAGUUUGUUGCAAUGAUGAGAAGUGGUACCCAGAAUCCAGCUGCUAAACUCUUUUGAUAUACUUCUUAUUCUGUGUGAUCGUUCCACCUAUCUACUGCAAGGUGAUGUUCGAGGGACACUGUUGGUUAGAAAGACAGGCUGGUUCCCCUAGAUCAAAUGACCAAGUCGGAUGAGGCCCAUCAUUGUAACAUGGUUGAGUUUUUUGUAAAAAGUUUGUGCAUACACAAUAUCCCUUGGACUUGGGAGUGAUGUUAUUUUAAAUUUGAGUUGGAAGAUUUUUGGACAUGUUUGAAGAUUUCUGUAUUGCGCUCGGAGAAACUAAUGGCUCUCAUUUGUGUUAAUUUUCUAGCUGUUGGGCGACAAAACAACCUUAAAGAGAGUUAUAUACUCCGUAUGUGUUUUCUACAUAGCCUCUCAGAGGACCCAUUUGUAAGCUAUCUUUUCAAGAAACCUUUUUUACCCAGAGUUCA